This is a messenger RNA of Manduca sexta (tobacco hornworm), 1460 nucleotides long. RefSeq lists its product as uncharacterized. NCBI's taxonomy places the organism in Eukaryota, Metazoa, Arthropoda, Insecta, Lepidoptera, Sphingidae. The transcript has 2 exons. Gene Ontology annotation, cellular component: nucleus. The record is from RefSeq and is a predicted model, not a curated record. Gene Ontology annotation, biological process: positive regulation of Notch signaling pathway. Bases 277 to 1428 code for a protein of 383 amino acids.
CACAAUGGUUAUACAUGAUAGGUGAAUGACAAUGACAGUGACAUUGUCAUUCACGUAUCACGUACGAUUCACUAAUCAGUAAUCACCAGUAAUCACGUUCCUUAAAUAGUAAAUACGUUACAGCCAGUUACAACAAAUUGGAUUUGGGUAACCCUCUUCGAUCUAUAAAAAAAUAUUGACUAUUUUAGUAUUCAGCUUUGGUAUUCAGUACAUAGUCAUAUCCCUAUUUACGUGUAUUUAUAUUUCAAUAGUGGUUUCGUCCAUUUAUAUAUCAAUAUGUUGGAACCUUGGAAUGAUGCCUCUCUAUUACCUCCGCCAAUUCAUACUGCUACAAGCACUGUUCGAGUUGAUGUCAUGGAACUGAAACACACAUGUGAGAAUAUUAUGAUGAUAUUGUCAAAACAGUCACCAUUACACAAAGAAGGUGCCUUAUUAUCCAGAUUCCUAUACAAGUUUGAUAAGAAAUUCCGAGGUGACAUUGGCUACAGAUAUUUCAAAAAAGUGAACACAGGACUCCAUAGAUAUUUAGUUCUAAAUUUCUUAAAAGACAUAGAGAGCUUUAUGUCAGUGUUGCCCAGAAGUGAUGACGAAUACUUGCCUACAAGACAGAUGUUGGAGUAUAUUUUAGUGCGAUUGCUGACAUUCUCAAAAAUUCUGUUAAGGAUUUCAGUGUGUUCAAAGCAGGCAGCUGUGUUUUAUUUAGACAGACUGAAGAGAGGUGAAAGUUAUUGGAUGUGUUUAAUGCCAUACGCUUUACUAAGCAGAGUGUGGUCUAUAAGUAAAGUGCUCUUGAAUCAUUCAACAAGAUGGUACAGGAUUUUGUAUUCUUAUCUUGACAAGUUGAAACUGCAAGGACUGCAAUUCUUACCCAGUCAGUACAAACUACCUGGUGAUAUUGAAAUUUGGUUGGAUUUGAAAAAUGUGGAUAAUUUAGGGAGAUUAGAAUGGUCACAAAAAAAACUACAUAAUUUGAAUAUCCCUUUGGAUGGUGAUAGUGACAUGUUUGACAACAUUAUUAAAUUUGUAGAAACUAGUGAGGAAAAGUUAGAACCCGAAGUGGCUAGUACGAGUGGAAAUAUGCAUGAUUCUGAUCAAAUAAAAAUAUCCAGCAAACUUGAAACAGACCAUGGUGAAGCAAUAUCCAGAGAGAGUUUUAAUAUUUUGUGCAACUUGCAAAAAGGAAUUGUUUCGGACCAUUUUUUCCCAAAAGUAUAUAAUAGAUAUAGUUUACAAAAAUUUAUUGACAAGGAAUCAGAUUUAAGAAAUGGGAAUAGUAGACUUUCACUAACAAGUCACUUGAGUUUUAUGCAGUGGCAAGUUCUAAAAGAGUCUUUGUCAAAACUCUGCAAAUCUUCAGCAGAUAAUAGUAAAAUUGAAAAGAAAGCCCAGAGGAUUUGGAAAGACAAAUGCUUAGAUUAUCUUGAAUAAAAACAACUUAAAAAUUACUUUUAUUAUUAAUA